AUGCACCACCAACUGCCCCCGCUUCCCGUGCACCAUCAACUGCACCGCUCUCCUGCGCACGCACCGCUGCUGCAGUCACUGGCAGCACGGAAUCAGAAGUUUCCUCUGGAAAGGAUUCUAUUGCAGACGAUCUUAGAGGCGGAGAUAGAGGUGCAGGCGGAGCAGGUACAACCAGCGCUUCCCCCGUCGCUCUCUCCUCUUCCCCCCUCCCCUCUCCCCCCGUCUCCCCCUGGGUUCCCCAGAGCAGUCUGCACGCGGAGCAGGCGGUCAGGGGAGCAGAGCACGAGCACAGAGGAGCGGGAGGCGGAGGGGGAGGAGAGGGCCGGGCCGGGGGGCGAGUGGUAUACAAUACGAGCCCCCAAAGGCGGAGGGGAUGCAGUGGGUGGGAAGGUUGCAGGGAAAGCUGUUGCCUGGCUGCUACUGAUGCCUCCAUGUGUUGAGGAUGCGGCCUGA
Molecule: messenger RNA, 453 nt
Organism: Closterium sp. Naga37s-1
Lineage: Eukaryota; Viridiplantae; Streptophyta; Zygnematophyceae; Desmidiales; Closteriaceae
Source: the annotation of a GenBank genome assembly